AUGUCAUGUUACAUAGAAUACAUCAGCUCAAAGAGAGAAAAUCGGACCAUAGAACACAUUUUUGCAUUUUCAGUUUGCUCAAGUAAAGAUAUCAGAAAUAACGUGACCAACCUGCGUGCAUUGGAGAACUGCACCGUGAUCGAAGGCCACUUAAAGAUCCUGCUCAUGUUCACGACUAAAGCAGAGGACUUCCGAGGCGUGAGUUUCCCCAAGCUGACGGUAGUGACGGACUACCUCCUCCUGUUCCGCGUCUAUGGCAUGGAGAGCCUCAGCGACCUUUUUCCCAACCUCACUGUGGUGCGAGGCAAUAAUCUCUUCUUCAACUACGCCCUUGUACUGUUCGAGAUGCUGCAGCUGAAGGAGAUCGGCCUUCACAGCCUGAUGAACAUCACGCGUGGAGCUGUACGUGUGGAAAAAAACCCUGAACUCUGCUACCUCUCCACCCUCGAUUGGUCCAAGAUCCUUGACUCUGAUGAGGACAACUACAUCAUGGCCAAUAAGAACAGUCGAGAGUGUGGAGAUGUAUGCCCAGGCACGUUUCAGGGCAAAAGUACCUGCCAAUUUACCACCAUCAAUGAGGCCUACAACGAGCGCUGCUGGAACCAAAAGUACUGCCAGAGAAGUAUGUAUUCUUAAGUACUUUUUUAUUUCUGUUUACUUUAGUUUGGUGCACUUUGUAAUUUUUUGUUAUGUUGCGCUCACACCCAGCAGUGUAUGUGCAGAAUCACAUAAGAGCAAAAGUGCAUGCCAGUGCUUAUGAAUGUGCGCCAAGCACCAUGUUGAAUAAUGCAUUUUGUUUUCUCUAAGACUGAUAUGACUAAUCUCAUUUGAGUGUAUAUCCUUUUAAACAUAUAUAUUUAAAAAUAUAAAUAUUUAUACAAAGUUUUUUAAAAACUUUGUUUAAAAGUUUAUUUAUUAGCAAAACAAUCACUUAGAAUGUAGUUAUGCCCUAUGACGAAUCCCACUCAUUUAAAUUUUCUCCUUGUCAUCAAAAAACAUUUGAAAUCACUUACCCCAUUUUCACUGGUGUAUUAAGGUAAUAAUAUUUACAUUACCAUAGAGUCCUGAGAUGUUUUGAGAAGUGUGUGGAAAGUUGUCAGGGCUGUAUGUGUGUGUGUGUAAGAAUGUGUUGUGAACAUUGGCAGUACAUUCACUGGGUUCUUUUAGCAAGAGGCACAGUACACGCAAACCAUGCUAGAAGCAAUAAGUCAGGUGAUUAGCUGUUGUUAAGUAAUCCAAGUUUCUGUUUCAAAGCUUCAACCAUGUUCGAGUAUAUGACGCAAUAGCCCUGUGUGUGCGUGUGUGUGUGCGUGUGUGUGUGCGUGUGUGUGUGUGUGUGUGUGUGUGUGUGUGUGUGUGUGUGGAUGUUUGUGUGUUUUUACCUGACAGAAUCAGCUGGAGUGGCCAAUCAGACAAGCCUGACUGCAACGUUUGGUUGUAAAACUGCAAAUCCGUUAAAUUUGCAGUUCUGAUGAGUAGAGUUUGAGCAUAUGGAAGAAUUUUGCAUGGUGAUGCAAAGCCCUGAGCUCACAUAAUUAUGCAACACAUGGGGCACAUCAUGUAACUGUUCUUUAAAUGAGUAGUAUGGUUUCAUGUGUGUCUGGAGACAUGGUCCUCUUUAAAAAGAAAAUAAAUUACUCUCUUGUUAUUAGUGGUGUCUGCUAAGCAAAGCUUCACGAAUACUAUUGCUCAAACUUGGGGUUAAGGAUUUAAAAAAAAAAUCAAGUGAUUGGACUUGUGAUUUUCACUUUGUGGACGAAUAAACUGGCAAAAAUAUAAAAAACAUUGGUAUAUUUUCAUUAAAGUGAGAGACUAGUCUACCAACAAGUCAUUUUAGUCUUUCCUUAUCCAUUCCAGACAUCUAAUUAAUUUUCACAAAAUUAGAACCGAAAUCGAUUUGUUUAUUAUUAAAGGCUCUUAACAUGCUGAUUAAUAAAGAUAAAUUUAGAAGGGAAAAACGUUAUGGUCUAAAAGGUGCUUUGAAACCACGCUAACUCAUGCGGUGCUUCAUGUCUACA
Molecule: messenger RNA, 2018 nt
Organism: Xyrauchen texanus (razorback sucker)
Lineage: Eukaryota; Metazoa; Chordata; Actinopteri; Cypriniformes; Catostomidae
Product: insulin receptor-like
Exons: 2
Coding region: 1-636 (211 amino acids)
Biological process (GO): positive regulation of kinase activity; cell surface receptor protein tyrosine kinase signaling pathway; multicellular organism development
Cellular component (GO): axon; insulin receptor complex
Molecular function (GO): insulin receptor activity; insulin receptor substrate binding
Source: RefSeq, a predicted model, not a curated record